AUGGCGAAUGACAAAAGUGUUGAAGCCCUCAAAGGCACUUGGGAUCAUGUUAAUGAUGAAAACAUGGAUGCAUUUAUGAAAGAGAUUGGUAUUGGAGCAGCUAUGCGUAUGAUGGCCAAAGGUAUUAAACCUCGCAUUGUCAUCAGUGAAAAUAAUGGUAAGUGGACAUUGAGAUUAGAGAACACAUUCAAAAACAUAACGCUCGAGUUUACUCCCAAUGUUGAAUUUGAUGAAACAACGCCUGAUGGACGUGAAGUCACGACAAUCAUUCGAUUCAAAGAUGGUACGUGGGAACAUACAACUCAUGACAAGCAUGGAAAAGAAUGGAUCGCAACUCGUUAUGUAAAUGAUGAAGGUCAACAACAGAUUGAUAUGAAGUGUGGUUCAGUGACAGCUCAUCGUUGGUUCAAACGCAUCGACUAG
Molecule: messenger RNA, 423 nt
Organism: Rotaria sordida
Lineage: Eukaryota; Metazoa; Rotifera; Eurotatoria; Philodinida; Philodinidae
Source: the annotation of a GenBank genome assembly